CUGGCGAACCAGAGCAGCGCACGGAAACGCCGUUUACCUUCCCGCCGGAGCGGUCCCUAUUUAUCUACUUGCACUUUGAUGUGCUUUCGAACUGCUAGGUGGGCAGGAGCUGGGACCGAGCAACAGGAGCUCACCCCAUUGCAGGGAUUCGAACCGCCGACCUUCUGAUCAGCAAGCCCUAGACUGUGGUUUAACCCACAGCGCCACCUGGGUCCGUAAUGUAUUUAGUGUAUACUCAAUUCUGACCAAACUAUACCUCGAUGCCAGAUGUGAAAUAUACAGUGGUACCUUGCAAGACGAAUGCCUCGCAAGACGAAAGCGUCUUGCAAUUUUUAUGGUGACUCGCAAGACGAAUUUUUCUAUGGCCGUGCUUCGCAAGACAAAUCCCCCUCUGGGUUUUUUAGAUUGUUUUAAAUCGCAAAACUGUCAAUACCCAGGAUGCAUUGUGUCUGGAGCUUUAGAAAGCCUCCCCAGUGCAGCCUGGGCUCACUUCUCGACGUGCAGUUCCAGGGUUGACUUCGAGGAGAAAAGAAACUUUUUAAAAGCUUUUUGCAAGGUUUUCAGCAGUUAAGCAAUUGUGCUGACAUGGGUCCCAAGAAGGCUGCUCCUGCAGAGGCAGAGGCCGGGAAGAGGACCAAGGAGAAGAUUACACUAGAGAUGAAGAAGGAGAUCAUCCGGAAGCACAACGGAGGCGUGCGAGUGACAGACCUCGCCAGGGAGUACGGGAGGAAUCCAUCCACCAUCGCAACCAUCCUGAAGAUGAGGGAGAAGAUCCUUGCGACAGAUGUAGCCAAGGGAGUCACCAGGAUCGUGAAGAACCGGCCAGCUGUUCUGGAGGAGGUGGAGAAGUUGCUGCUCAUCUGGAUGGAAGAGAAGCAGCGUGCAGGGGCCACAGUGACUGAGGCUGUCAUUUGUGAGAAGGCCAAGGCCUUGCACGCAGCCCUCGUACAGCAACAGCCAGGAACCUCAGCUGAGUCUGAAGUCUUCAAGGCAAGCAGAGGUUGGUUUGAAAGAUUCAGAAUCAGAUCUGGAAUCCACAGCGUGGUCAGACAUGGAGAAGCUGCCAGUUCUGAUGUUCCUGCGGCUGAGGACUUUGCCACGGAGUUCCUGGAGGUCGUGAAGACACAGGGCUACCUUCCACAGAAGAUCUUCAACUGCAAUGAGACCGGGCUGUUUUGGAAGAGGAUGCCCAAAAGGACCUUCCUGGUGGAGGACCACGACCAGCUGUCCACCCAGGAGCUGGUCGAACUGCAGGCAGGGGCUACACAGGAGCAGACCCCUUUGGAAGAGGAAGAAGUGACAAUUGAGGAACAGCUGUCCUCCACAGAACUGAAGGACAUCUGCCAACAGUGGGAAAACGUGCAGACUUAUGCACGCCAGCACCACCCAGACAAGUCUCUGGCACAUGACCUUGCGAACACAUUUGACACAAGGAUCAUGUCCUCCUUCAGAGGGGUGCUGAAAAGGCGGCUGAAGCAGCAGACCAUGGAGAGGUUGAUCUUGAAGAAGGAAAGAGUGGAAGAGGAACCUGCUGCUCAGGCUAGCCAGCCUGAGACCGUUCCUGCCUACUCUGCAGCGCCUUCUACCAGUUGAAAAGCGUUCAUGCCAUCCCCAGAGACACCCUCCACAACUCUGGGUUGGACCACGUAAAAGGUGGUCCUGCCUCAUGUUUGCUGAUUUUUAAAUGUUUUUGUCAUGUUUAAAAAGUUGAAGUUUUGUGCUUGAAAUUUUUGAAAUCCUCUGUACUGUACAGUAUUUAUGCCUUUACAGAGCACUUUAUAAACACUCUGUAAACCCAAAUUGAUUUUGUUCUGACUUUUUUUGC
Molecule: messenger RNA, 1825 nt
Organism: Zootoca vivipara (common lizard)
Lineage: Eukaryota; Metazoa; Chordata; Lepidosauria; Squamata; Lacertidae
Product: tigger transposable element-derived protein 1
Cellular component (GO): nucleus
Molecular function (GO): DNA binding
Source: RefSeq, a predicted model, not a curated record